UUGAUUGAAAGUUUGCGGAAAGUUAUGAAGAAAAAUGGAGCCAUUGGUUUAGCUGCACCUCAGAUUGGCGUUCCAUUAGCUGCAUUUGUGAUGGAAUUGUCAUCAGAUGCACAAAAACGGGUUCCAAAAGAUGAGUGGAAGGUCAGGGAAAUGGCGACUAUUCCUUUCACUGCAGUGAUAAACCCUCAAAUUCGUGUGUUGGAUAACACUGUGAUCAAGUUUCCGGAAAGCUGUGAGUCCAUGAAAGGUUACUCAGCAGUUGUGCCGAGAUUUUACAAAAUCUUCUUGAAAGAGACGAGGACGGAUCUUGAUGAGGAGAUGCUGGAGGGGAGGGAAUCUGAGGUGGAGGACUCAUUGCUGGAUCCCGGACGGGCGCGCAACGUUGUUCUCAGGGCCCAGCUUCACCGAAGAGACGCGACGACCGGUAGCAGUUCGACGAGACCCCCGGAACGCAGCAACCCGCGGAAAAAGUCCCGACCACCCGGGUCCGACUCUGCCCUCGAAUACACCUUCAUCAUCAAUCUGGACGAACUCAGACGCCGGAGCACCUUCAAACCCAGGCCUCCUCGCCCGACCAAGAAGCCGAAACACUUGGACAUUGAAUACGUCAAGUCUCCGAUCAUCAUUGGUCGAGACUCGGAAGAGAGACGAGCCUUGUUGGAAGACCUGUUCAAGUCCAAGGAUGAUGCCCCCCGGAAACCCGAGGUUUCGCAUUUGAGUCGACAGGAUCCCCGUGCCGGGUUCUUUAUGGACGCGCUUCGUCAACUCACUUCCGGGAAUCUUCCGAAAUUGAAUGUGCAGCAACAGAAUGAAGACGACGUUCAGAAACCCGUCAAGAAACGGCCACCGAGUCCCGAAAGCAAACCUGCUGUGAUUCCCACGACGAAAAGAAAAGAGGAUGGAAGUAAAUCUGGGAAUCGCAAGAAGAAGGCCAAGGAUCAGAAGCGUUUGGAUUUUGAAAUCACGUUGAAGUUGCCGAAAGAACUCCAGCAGUCGGAUUUUCUNCUCACUGAUCCCGGACGGGCGCGCAACGUUGUUCUCAGGGCCCAGCUUCACCGAAGAGACGCGACGACCGGUAGCAGUUCGACGAGACCCCCGGAACGCAGCAACCCGCGGAAAAAGUCCCGACCACCCGGGUCCGACUCUGCCCUCGAAUACACCUUCAUCAUCAAUCUGGACGAACUCAGACGCCGGAGCACCUUCAAACCCAGGCCUCCUCGCCCGACCAAGAAGCCGAAACACUUGGACAUUGAAUACGUCAAGUCUCCGAUCAUCAUUGGUCGAGACUCGGAAGAGAGACGAGCCUUGUUGGAAGACCUGUUCAAGUCCAAGGAUGAUGCCCCCCGGAAACCCGAGGUUUCGCAUUUGAGUCGACAGGAUCCCCGUGCCGGGUUCUUUAUGGACGCGCUUCGUCAACUCACUUCCGGGAAUCUUCCGAAAUUGAAUGUGCAGCAACAGAAUGAAGACGACGUUCAGAAACCCGUCAAGAAACGGCCACCGAGUCCCGAAAGCAAACCUGCUGUGAUUCCCACGACGAAAAGAAAAGAGGAUGGAAGUAAAUCUGGGAAUCGCAAGAAGAAGGCCAAGGAUCAGAAGCGUUUGGAUUUUGAAAUCACGUUGAAGUUGCCGAAAGAACUCCAGCAGACGACUGAAGACAAAAUCAUGCUGGGAUGUCUGUUUGGAAGACCCGUGAUAUUUCUGGUGUUCUUUUGCCGGACUUUAGCUGAUGGUUUUCCAGCUUCCGGUUCCAAGUACCACACGGUCACACGUCACGUGUAUUUGGACGUGAAAAUCGGCAAUAAUAAACCGGACCGCGUCACGAUUGGGUUAUUUGGAAAUUCGCAUCCGAGAACCACGGAAAACUUCGUGAGACUCGCCACUGUUGGCAUCAAUGGUGAUCCUUCGCUCAGCUAUCGCGGGACUAAAUUCCAUCGAGUCAUUAAAAGGUGGGGUUCCAAGUACCACACGGUCACACGUCACGUGUAUUUGGACGUGAAAAUCGGCAAUAAUAAACCGGACCGCGUCACGAUUGGGUUAUUUGGAAAUUCGCAUCCGAGGACCACGGAAAACUUCGUGAGACUCGCCACUGUUGGCAUCAAUGGCGAUCCUUCGCUCAGCUAUCGCGGGACAAAAUUUCAUCGAGUCAUUAAAAGGUUCAUGAUCCAAGGAGGUGAUGUGGUGAACAAGGAUGGGACAGGAAGACCUUGGUCUGCACUCGGUUCCCCGAUGUUUGAGGAUGAAGUGUUUGCCGUGAACCACACCGUCGCGGGUUUCGUUUCCAUGGCGAAUUCCGGCCCGGACACGAAUGCUUGUCAGUUUUUCAUCACCGUAGGUGGCGCUCCUUGGCUGGACGGGAAGAACGUGGCAUUUGGAAAGGUGAAAAUUGGAGUGCAAGUAAAAGCGAGAGGAAGAGGAAUAGUUGACGAGAAUGCUGCUUCGGAGAGGAGUCGGCCAGGGCCAAGUGGAACCUGGCUUCUGCCAAACGCACCAUUGAAAGCACGUGAUGGGUCCGGAUUUCCUGGUUCCGGUCGUUGAUCUUGUCCAUCAGCUUCUGCACUUCAGUUUUGCAUUGCUGCGAGAGGAAGAGGUGAUCGGACGUGUGAAAUUUGCUCGGGAAGGAAGAAUUCAAGAUGUUGGAUCGCCAGAACCAAAUCAUCUAGUUGUUCAAGCGCAGCACUACCACUCUAACCGAACGAGGGUACACAAGAAACCCUACCCCGCCGAAGGAUUCCCCCCAAACGAGGGUAGACAAGAAACCCUAAGAGGGUAGAAAAGAAACCCUAUUCCGUCGAAGGACUACUCCCAAAACAAGGGUAGACAUGAAACCCUUCCCCGCCCUACUUCUCCCAUUCAUUGGCGGCAGCAUGGCGAGAGACUCUUCACGAUCGACGGAUUCGUGUCCCUCUUGUCAAUGACUCUGUCUGUGAAUGGGAGGGUUCACCCACCCAAAAAAUGACCCCCCAUUCAUUGGCAGUAGAAUGAUGUGAGAUCAUUCACGAUCGAUUGAUUGUGUCCCUCUCGUCA
Molecule: messenger RNA, 3024 nt
Organism: Notodromas monacha
Lineage: Eukaryota; Metazoa; Arthropoda; Ostracoda; Podocopida; Cyprididae
Source: the annotation of a GenBank genome assembly